Messenger RNA from Xyrauchen texanus (razorback sucker), 3022 nucleotides. RefSeq names its product E3 ubiquitin-protein ligase Mdm2-like. The transcript has 11 exons. Bases 143 to 1567 code for a protein of 474 amino acids. The record is from RefSeq and is a predicted model, not a curated record. Lineage: Eukaryota; Metazoa; Chordata; Actinopteri; Cypriniformes; Catostomidae. Gene Ontology annotation, biological process: negative regulation of apoptotic process; regulation of cell cycle. Gene Ontology annotation, cellular component: nucleus. Gene Ontology annotation, molecular function: identical protein binding; ubiquitin protein ligase activity.
CUGUAAACCUGUCCUGAACCGGCUCCCACUCCUCACUAACCCUGAGCUCAAGCACUUUAUGUACAGCUAGUAGACUAUAUAUAUUGAAGAGUCUUAUGUACAAUAACUCCUUUACCUCUAUUUGCACAGAUAACUUACCAGUAUGGCUACAGAAAGUUGUUUGAGCAGUUCUCAGAUCGGCAAGGUCGACAACGAAGAACUGGUAAGACCCAAAGUGCAGUUGAAAAGACUAUUAGAGGACGCAGGUGCAGACAAGGAUGUUUUUACCAUGAAAGAGGUUAUGUUUUAUUUAGGGAAGUAUAUCAUGAGCAAGGAGUUGUAUGACAAGCAGCAGCAACACAUCGUCCACUGUGGAGAGGAUCCUCUUGGUGCUGUCCUGGGGGUGAAAAGCUUCUCAGUCAAAGAGCCCCGAGCCCUUUUUGCAAUGAUCAGCAGGAACCUUGUUCCAGUAAAAAACCCAGAGACUCAAUCCACCUUCUCUGAACCCAGGAGUCAAAGUGAACCAGACAGAGGGCCUGGGGACACAGAUUCUGAGUCUCGCUCAUCUACCUCACAGCAGCAGCAGCGCAGGAGGAGGAGAAGCAGUGAUCCUGAGGGUUCCUCGGCAGAAGACGAGCCCAGAGAACGCAGGAAGAGGCACAAGUCAGACAGCUUCUCCCUGACAUUUGAUGACAGCCUGUCAUGGUGUGUGAUUGGCGGCCUCCACCGAGAGAGAGGGAACAGCGAGUCUUCGAACGCACAAAGCAACCCUGGUGAAGGUAUCUCUCACAGUGAGGACAGUGAAGAGAGUGAGAACUCUGAAUCUGACUCUGAUAACUUCAGUGUGGAGUUUGAAGUGGAGUCCAUUGCCUCUGAUGCUUACAGUGAGAACAAUGAUGAUGAUUCGGUGCCGGGAGAGAAUGAGGUGUAUGAAGUGACAAUCUUCGCUGAGGAUGAAGACUCAUUUGAUGAGGAUACAGAGAUAACCAAAGCAGACUACUGGAAGUGUGCCAAGUGUGAUGAGCUCAACCCUCCUCUACCUCGACACUGCAAAAGCUGUUGGACCGUUCGCCCUGGCUGGCUUCCAGACAUGCAGUCCAUCAGUGAAAACAACUUUAACACACAAAACAGCACAGAACACACCAGCAUAACCACACCACCCAGCACUGGCCGCAGCUCGGCCUCGUAUGCCAAAAUGCUUCCAUCGAAGCCCUCCAACCCUCUCCUGGAAAUAGAUGAAGGAGUGGACGUACCCGAUGGCAAGUGCUCGCAGUCUCCUGCCAUGUCCAGAGAUUGUCUUCCCUCUCAAAACACAUCAUCCCAGCCCUCCACCUCUUCAGGGGGCAGCAGCCAGGAAGAGACCCCUGAGCUGGAGCGCUACAACAGCCUGGAGGCCUGCCUGCCCACCACCUGCCUCGAGCCAUGUGUAAUCUGUCAGAGUCGUCCCAAAAAUGGCUGUAUUGUCCAUGGAAGAACUGGACAUCUUAUGGCAUGUUAUACAUGUGCCAAGAAAUUGAAAAACCGUAACAAAUUGUGUCCGGUGUGCCGAGAGCCCAUUCAGUCAGUCGUACUGACCUAUGUGAGCUGAGGCACAGUAAAUAUACCUCCUCGUCUUUCCUCUUAAGUUUGGGAUGGUCAGAUUUUGCCUUGCCUUGUAUUAUAGUCCCUAUAAAUAUUUUGUGUUAAAGUCAAUUUGUAAAAUGUUUAUGAAUUUUAUUUAUAACUUUUUGACAAGCGAGGUUUCUCUUACAUGCUGGGUGGUAAAUUCACACAGCUAUGUGUUAGGGGUUGGGUUGAGUUUGGGUUUGAAUUGAGAACAAUUGCAAAGAUUGCAUAACUAAUCAAAAUGUAUAAAUACUUUUUUAGUGAAUUGCACAUAAGCAUUUUGAUUGUAUAAUUGUUAAUUUAUAUUCAUGCUGAUGCAUAGGUUUCCUAUGGUGUAAUAUUAAUUUCAUUUGUUUGCUGCACUGAAUUGUUCCUGAGUGUUAGGGUAACCCCCCAAGAUCAGCAUGGGAUGUUUAAACACUUUGUUUAUUUUACACUGUAAGUCCCACAGAAUCCCUACACCUAUCCUGCCCCAAAACCUAACCCUACCACUUAAUAUAACCCUAAACCAAACCUUAGUAACAAUCAUUGAGACUCUUUCAAGACUUGGGCUACCUUCUAGACACAGCUGAGUCAGAGCUCCUUUAAAAAUGUCCCUCCUCUGGUAGAAAUACCCACUUUUUGUUGCAAAGACUCAGUGCUAUUGAAAUUCAGCAUUUCUACCCCCUCUCUUUUUAAUUGUAAUGCUUUUGAUUUUCUUGAGUUUAAUGGGCUUUAGAGUAGUCAGUUGGCAUUGGGGUGACGUGAUCGGCUUCAGUUAGUAUGCUGUUAUUUGUUGAGCUGUACGCAGUGGUCAUCAGGAGUUCUUUGGUUACCAGGGAACCCACUUUUCACUCAAUAUCAGGAGACAUGUUCUGACCUGUCGUCUCUCUCCAAUGGCAACCUGGCACAAACAUAGUCUCUCAGCUAUAUAUUUUUUCUUUUUUAUUAUAAUAAAAAAUAUUCCCACUCGUAAUACUCCCAAGUGCUUCUAUAGCUGUCUAUUGUGUAGUUGGUCAAAACAAGCACCAUGGUGAACAGUUUCAUAUUUCUGGUUUAUAUGAAUGUUUCAGUCACUCAUGGUGGUCAUGAGUGUAUAGGAGUUGCUCAUUGACUCUGCUAACUGUUUUACCAUGCUCUGUUUAAAGAAUGGUACAAUUGGCGUUGAAAACAUGCACCAUUAUACAAUUUUGGGUUUAAUUCUAAUUGACAUGGUGAGAAUCUUGUGUGAGCCUUUUUUGCCUCGUGACCAAUUGAUGUAUUCUACCAUGCUGCAGAAUACAUGAUUAUGAUGUGAUGUUUCUUAAAAAAUAUAUAUAUAUAUUUGGAGCAAGUUUUAUAGAUAUGACAGUAGGAAAGCCACAUUAAAAAUGCUGACAUAAUUCAAAUUGUGAAAAACCGUAGUAACAGGUCAAAAAGUAACUAUCAACAAAUAAAUAAAAUAUGUAUUGUAUAAAAA